Messenger RNA from Drosophila ficusphila, 2210 nucleotides. Its product is annotated as eEF1A lysine and N-terminal methyltransferase homolog. The coding region runs from base 94 to 2115 and encodes 673 amino acids. Lineage: Eukaryota; Metazoa; Arthropoda; Insecta; Diptera; Drosophilidae. The record is from RefSeq and is a predicted model, not a curated record. The transcript has 8 exons.
GUCAGUCGACCAAUUUGAAUGGCAAGGCCCUAACAAUCACAUUUUGCCGCUUUAUUGUUUAUUUUUUGCAUCCUUUUUAUUGUUAUUCAAACAAUGAAUUUACUACCCAAAACACGCGAAGAAUUCGCGCAGACGGAUUACUGGAACGAGUUCUUUAAAAAGCGGGGUGAAAAGGCCUUCGAGUGGUAUGGCGAAUAUCUGGAGUUGUGCGACCAGAUCCACAAAUAUAUAAAGCCGGUGGACAAAAUUUUGAUGCUGGGAUGUGGUAAUUCUAAACUGAGUAUGGAUAUGUACGACAGCGGGUUCAGGGAAAUCACAAACAUUGAUAUUUCCCCGAUCGCAGUAAAGAAAAUGUUGGAAUUGAAUGCCAAAACCCGUCCAGAUAUGAAGUUCCUGCAAAUGGAUGCCACAGCCAUGACUUUUCCCGAUGAAAGCUUUUCAGUAUCUUUGGAUAAGGGAACAUUGGAUGCUCUGUUUGUGGAUGAUACCCCCGAAACAAAACUAGUGGUUGAAAACUACUUUAAGGAGAUACUAAGGACCAUGCGCAAUGGAGGUCGCUAUGUUGGCAUUUCCUUGCUGCAAGAGCACAUCUUAAAGUUCCUGCUGGAGUUCCUGCCCAAACACAAUUGCAUGCUGAGAAUUGUCCACUGUUCGGGAGUGGAACAGGCUAACAAGGAGAAGAACGCCGAUGAUGCCUUAACACUGCCAGUUUUCGUAGUCGUUGCCACCAAAUUCAAGAGUCUUCCGAUGCCUGUUCUUGAAUUCGGUUUCGGAAACGAUAAGAUGCAGAGAUUUACCGCAGUCUCAGAACUAAAUAAUGCAGUAUCCUCUGUCCAAAAAGCAGCUUUGGUCUGCAACGGUUUGUCCAGAUCCAAUAUAGCUGGUCACAACGAAGUAAUCAUGGAUCUCCACCGACCGUCGGAGCAAACCCCUCGUUAUACGAUCCACAUACUAGACAAGCCGCCGGCAAGAGGUUUGGGCAAAUAUGCUGCGUUUAUUGUUCCUCAGGGAAGAGAGGUGGAGUGGCUUUUUGCCACGCCUGUUGGGCGAAAGAAGCUCCAGGACUCCGCAAACUACCAGCGACUGGCUGUGGUUACCCUCCAUCGUGAUCAGGUUUAUAGUACCUUGGACGAAGUUAAACUAGAGUUGGCCGACAGCAUAAAGAACCUAUCACCAGCUGGACUUAAUGAACAGAUACCUUAUCUUUCUCUUGGAUCCGAUGUGGGCAAAAGAGAGACCCUUAUUUGUGGUUUCUCAAAAAUAUCUGGAGAUUUUCGAAUCGAAGAGGUGGAGGCAAAUGGCAAAACCCUGCGUCGUCUUAUUUUCCUCAGUAAUCAGUUUGUUGUCCAGUCUGAAGCUUUGGUCAAAACAGUUAAAAUUAAAGGCAAAAAGGAACGCAAGAAGAUUGAUUUUGGAUACUUGGCAUGCCAGCAUCAUUUGUACAUGUCCGUUGGUGUCCAAUUAGCCACAACGCUGCAGAAUCCCAAGAAGGAUGUCGAAAAGGAUGUACUGGUUAUUGGCUUGGGAGGCGGUGGCCUUUGCAGCUUUCUUCAUGCUGCGCUGCCUCAAGCUAGAAUUACGGCUGUGGAAAUCGAUCCAAUCAUGUUGGAGGUGGCUGAGCAAUAUUUUGAGCUCAAGCAGGAUAAACGAUUUCAUGUGGUUAUUGAUGAUGGUCUGGAUUUCGUAGAACGCUGCCGCAAUGAAGAUAUACACUUCGAUGCGGUUUUGUUCGAUGUGGACAGCAAAGAUCUCAGUCUGGGCAUGAGUUGCCCGCCCCAAAGUUUCCUAGCCAACAAAAUAUUGCAGGACAUUAAGGCUAUUAUUGGACCCAAAGGACUUUUUAUGCUCAAUCUUGUUUGUCGCGAUGAAAGCCUUCGCACUGAAGCCCUCGACAAUCUGCAAAAAGUUUUCCCGGCUGUGUGCACCUACAAAUUAGACGAAGACAUCAACGAGAUUAUAUACUGUGCCAACGAUGAUAAGUACAAAUCUGUCGAACAGUGGAAGAAGAGUCUGGGCACCGCCGGCCGAGGAUUGAAUAGUGCCGUCAGGGAAACGAAAUUGGCCAGCGAGGAUGCCCUCGAGGUAGCCGAGUUUCUGAGCGAGUUGAAAAUAUAACCCCGAUGUAGUUAUAAAUAUAGCAAAGACAAUUUACGUUUUUAAAUAAAUGUUAAUUGUAUUUAGUUAUAAAUAAAGGCUAAACUAUUAACUAA